AUGGACGGCUUUCGACCUCAGUCGCCAGAUCUCUCCUCCUACCAGCCCCAGUCUCCAGAUCUAUCCGGACUUCGCCCGGAGAGCCCUGACCUCUCUGGCAUUGGCUCACCGCGCUUCGGAAACUUCAGUCAACACCGCUCCCACUUUCCAGCCGGCGCGUUCGGCGGUCACCACCACUACACAGGCUACCAGCCCACCUCGGUGCCCCAGCAAUACAACUACCAACCAUAUCAACAAUCCGCCGCCAUGCCUCCUCGCGCCAAGCCCGAAGCCGACGACGACGAAUACAUGCCCGAUGUCACAUCCUCUAAGAGACCUCGCCGAGUAAAGCAGGAGCCAUCGAAUGCCAUGAACGGCCUUGCUCCUGCCUUCGCCGACGUGCCACCUGUCAAAGCCGAGGACAGCGACCCGACCCUUGGCUGCAAGCUCAACACCGCAUUUCCUGUCGCGCGCAUCAAGAGAAUCAUGCAGGCUGAUGAGGAUAUCGGCAAGGUUGCCCAGGUGACUCCCACCGUUGUGAGCCGCGCAUUGGAGCUGUUCAUGAUCAAGCUCAUCUCUGCUGCGGCGACUCAGGCCAAGGGCUCUGGACCAGCGGCCUCCAAAGGGCCGAGACGCGUACUGGCCCAGCAUCUCAAGAAGGCGAUCGUUACGGACGAGAAGUUUGACUUCCUGAAUGAGAUUGUGGACAAGGUGCCAGAUGCACCGUCGAAGGGAAAGAAGGAGACAAACAGUGAUUCGGACGAGCCAAAGCCGAAGAAGAGAGGCAAGAAGCGGAAGGAUUCCGGGGAUGAGUUUUGA
This is a messenger RNA of Lecanosticta acicola, 798 nucleotides long. Lineage: Eukaryota; Fungi; Ascomycota; Dothideomycetes; Mycosphaerellales; Mycosphaerellaceae. The record is from the annotation of a GenBank genome assembly.